Scomber japonicus (chub mackerel) is the source of this 2686-nucleotide messenger RNA. RefSeq names its product voltage-dependent L-type calcium channel subunit beta-1-like. NCBI's taxonomy places the organism in Eukaryota, Metazoa, Chordata, Actinopteri, Scombriformes, Scombridae. The record is from RefSeq and is a predicted model, not a curated record. The transcript has a single exon. Bases 441 to 1007 code for a protein of 188 amino acids.
GAAUUUAAUUACAUAAUCAUCUGGUUACUGUGGUGCCAUUUCUGCCUUUUUUGGUACCAUCAAGUCAAUCAGCCAGAAGGUGGCACUGUUGUAGUGGUUGCCCUUCAGUCUGCUUGUUGAUUAACUGCUUGGGUGUGUUUUUUGUUUGCUGGCAGAUAUCAUGAUUUAAAACUUGUGUGCUUUGGCUGAUUGAGUAUUGUUAUAUGCGUGUAUGGGAUGGGAUGUGAUCUGAAUUUUUGAGUAAGUGUGAGUGUGCGUGCAAACGUUUAUAGGCUGAUGUCAUUCAUGAGCACCAAUGCUUUUAGUGCAAGGUAGUUCAUUGUGUGUGUUACUUUUCUGUUUGUUUGUUUUAGAUGUCCUGCAUUGUUUGCCCUGCCUCAUGCUAACUCCGCUGACUAACUACUGACAGUUUGGUUUUGCUCUGCUGUUUGUGUCUCUGCAUGGUUGCUGUGUGGCAUGGCUGUGACUCGCUGCAGGGGCCGUACCUGGUACACGGUGAGCAGAAGCGGGAAGGGCCUCUGACAGAGUGCGGUGGGAGUGGCACUCUGCAUGACUAUCAGACAGACCUGGGAGGAAAGCCUCAGCAGCAGCAGACGUACCUGCGCUCUUCCCGUGGCCAACUACGUGGAGGGAGCGGCCGAGGCCUGUCACGGCAGGACACCUUCGACUCUGAGACGCAGGGCAGCAGGGACUCUGCCUACACCGAGGCUGGCGAUUCCUGCAUGGACAUUGAGACUGACCCCUAUGAAGAGCCCGAGCCCUACCGAGGAGGUGGGGGCAGUCGCCUCCAUCUGGCGCAGCAUCACGGCCGGCAGGCCUCCUGGGAAGACGAAGGUGCUGAGCCAGACCAGGAAAACCUGAACCACCCUCCGAUGCCAAGCCAGACGCAGCCGCAUGGACGUGCCAAGCUGAGGGAGCGCUACUGCCAGGAACCCGUGGACACGGGGGCCAACAUGAGCCGCAACAAGAACCAGGACGACUGGGGAAGGGACGUCUACAUCCGCUGAGCACACAUCAUACCACUGAGGCAAAGGAAGCUUCUGGACAGACUGAGAGCAGGGAGAGAUGAAGGGGGUUCAGAGGAAACUGAAGUGUGGGUUUGGGGCCAUGCCAGUCAGGCUAAACAAAUUAAUCUGUUUACAUCCCAGUAUAAUGUAAAGAAAUACAUCAACUGCCAGAUGCCAUUCUCGUCAACUUCUUCUUGCAAUUCAAUUUAUUUAUGUUUAGAAAAAAAUAUAUUGGUCUGUUUUUUGUUUCCUAUGUUAAUACUGCAUGAAUAUCAUAGAUUUCUAUACUGACAGCACGAGGACAGUAAUUGUUACGAUUGUGAAUCUAUGAUUGUGAUCUGUAUGACUCAAUCUCUCCUUCAAUUGUAGAGUGUGAAGGCUGGUAGAGCUGUAGUCUGUCGUGUCUGUCCUCUGCAGUCUUAAACAGGGUCUAAUGUCACCGUCCCCAUGUACAGUGUCAGGGUUUCUCUUUACCUUAAUCUCACUCAGUGCUUUUGGAUUUCAGGGUUUCCGCCUAUUCUAAGAUCCACAAGUUAUGAGUUUCUCACCCCCACUCUAUCACCCAGACCUUAAAAAAAAAAAAAAAAGCUGGUGGAGAAGUUGCCAUAUUUAAACAUGAGAAUUUAUCGCUGUUGCUACACUCAUGUCAGCUUGAUAACAACAAAGAAUACACUCCAAAGACGUUUACUUCUUCCCUGACGUGGUUCAGCCACUGUACCCGACUGUACACGUUUGACCCAGUCCUCCCAUUUCUGUUUUUCUCUUCCUCGUGGGUGCUGAGGCCGCCCGCUGUAUUCACUUGUUCUCUGGUAAUGUUAGUGCAGCUUUUAAAGCAGCACUGCAGUUGUAGUUGUGUGAAUGAAAUGUCCUGCCUUAGUCACUCCCACCCUUAAAAAAAAAAAAAUUAAAACACCCUCAUUUCAAGAAAACUCCAAUCACAAGUGCCGGAAUGUCUCGCCAAGCCAUGUCCACCACUGCUACGGUGGGAUGUCUUAACUCUUGUUACACUCGUUUUCAUGCCAUGUCUGUGUCUUUUCGUGUCUUGUGGCUACUCUGCACCGUAGCCCGUUGCUGUCGCUCCAGUACAUCUUGUUUUUCUUUGCACCAGCUUCGUCGUCUGUUUUUCAGGGCUAAUGGUUAUAUAAAAAGUACUCGUGUGUGGUUAUUCACUCCCAACUUCACUCCUUCACUCCCAAACAGCUAGCUAGUCUGAUAUUAAAUACCACUCUCUUCUUACUCUUUGAUUUCUGACUGAAUUAGUGUUGAUUUUUUCUUUUCUUCCUGUGGACAUUUGCAAUUUUCUUUUCUUUUCUUUAUUUUUCUUUUCUUCAUUUUUUUUUUUUUUUAAAUCUUCAGUUCUUGUGAGGUAGUGAGAGGCGUAUCAAGUGGGGUGGGGGGUGGGACAGGGGGUUGGAUCAACUUUGGUCUUUACUCAGUUAUCUAUAAUGGAGAAUCCAUGAAUGUCUUUGGCGGGCUGCUUCGGCCUGCCCCUGUUUUCAGUUGAAUAAAUAAAUAUUAAAUAAUGAUCAGUAAAUAAUGUUAUUGUUGCGUUAUCGCAAUUGUUAAAAAUAUGAAAUAACAUGUAUCAUUGGUGCCUGAUUGUAGCUACAUUUUGCUUUUUCUGCCUUUCAUUUUUAAUCUGUGGAUAAAUUCGUAUUUUAAUUAAAAAUUUAAGCAGA